Molecule: messenger RNA, 1056 nt
Organism: Linum trigynum
Lineage: Eukaryota; Viridiplantae; Streptophyta; Magnoliopsida; Malpighiales; Linaceae
Source: the annotation of a GenBank genome assembly
AUGGCUGAUGAGGAAGAAAUUCUGCUAGAAGUAGAGGCGGUGCAAGCGGUUUACGGAGAUGAUUGCGCCGUCCUUGAUUCUUUCCCUCCCCAUCUCCACCUCCACAUGAAGCCCAGAACCGCCGAUAUCUCUUCACAACAGUUUGUGGAAGCAUUGAUCAGCAUAAGAGCAGGCCUCCAGUAUCCAGAAGAACCACCCGGUAUCAGCAUCAUCGAGUCCAAGGGCCUUGAUGAACGAAGGCAAAAGGAACUGUUAACAAGUAUAAAGGACAAAGCGCAGGAGCUCAACUCAUGCUUAAUGCUUGUAGCACUUUGCGAGGCAGCAGUGGAGAAGCUUUCGAUCAUGAAUCACCCUGACGGUGAAUGUCCUUUGUGUUUAUAUCCUUUGGUUCUAGAAAAAUUAGAGGGAGAAACCUUGUCAUUUAUGAAGUUGAUGUCUUGUUUUCAUUGCUUUCACAGUGAAUGCAUUAUAAGAUGGUGGGCUUGGCUUCAAAAGCAGAAGGAGCACACCAGUGCAUCAUCUGCCACUACGCCGCAGCGAAUCAGACCAGGAAAUAAGAUGGGAACAGAUGACAGCAUGGGGAAAUGCCCAGUUUGUCGGAAGAGUUUUCAUGCCAAGGAUUUGGAACAUGUUCUUGACUUGGUUGGAACUCAUUCCUCUCGACUGGAUGAUGAUGAUGUUGAUGAUAAUGAUGAUGAUGAUCUUAAGGUGUUCGGCUCUCAGUCGGAGCAUACUAGAAGAGAGAAAUUUGAUGCUAUACUAAAAUUACAAGAAGAAUGCAACGGCCUGAUAGAACCGAAAAAGAGUAUAGUGGUUUUGCCUGGCAUGUUUCUUCCACGGCCUCUGGCAGCGCUUACUCCUUCAUCAAAUGAAGAAACCAUAGAUCAAGAACCAAGAGAAGCUCCACCUCUCUCUGGGAAUUUUUCUCGUAAUACUUCAGGCCGAGCUGAUGGCUUUGCGAAGCGUCGGAACCCUAACAGGAGGAACCGGAAUCCACAAAGCGCACAAACACAGGCCAGGCAUUGGGUGAGGAAAGAGAAUGGUACUUCAAGCUGA